This is a messenger RNA of Sorex fumeus (smoky shrew), 1544 nucleotides long. RefSeq names its product STE20 related adaptor alpha (gene STRADA). Gene Ontology annotation, molecular function: protein kinase activity; protein serine/threonine kinase activator activity; ATP binding. The transcript has 13 exons. The coding region runs from base 152 to 1480 and encodes 442 amino acids. NCBI's taxonomy places the organism in Eukaryota, Metazoa, Chordata, Mammalia, Eulipotyphla, Soricidae. The record is from RefSeq and is a predicted model, not a curated record. Gene Ontology annotation, biological process: protein phosphorylation.
AUGGCACGUUGCGUCCCUCCCCGCAACCGGCCUGGUGGUGGCGCGGCCAUAAACUGAGGAGGCGGAGCUGAGACGGGAAUCGUACUGCUUACUAACUUCAGGACCAGGUUUGAAUUUUUGAAACUGAAGUAGGUCUACACAUUAGGAACUCAUGUCUUUUCUUGUAAGUAAACCAGAGCGAAUUAGGCGGUGGGUCUCGGAAAAGUUCAUUGUUGAGGGCUUAAGAGAUUUGGAACUAUUUGGAGCCCGAAUGCCAACAACCCAUUUCUCUACUCCAGAGCAGCCUCCGGGUGACGCUCGGAGAAAAACCAAUGAGGCGAGCUCAGAGUCGAUAGCAUCCUUCUCGAAGCCGGAGAUCAUGAGUAGCUUUCUGCCAGAGAGGGGGUGUUAUGAGCUACUCACCGUCAUAGGCAAAGGCUUUGAGGACCUAAUGACAGUGAAUCUAGCAAGGUAUAAACCAACGGAGGAGUAUGUGACAGUACGAAGGAUUAACCUGGAGGCUUGUUCCAACGAGAUGGUGACGUUCCUGCAGGGGGAGCUGCAUGUCUCUAAGCUCUUCAGUCACCCCAACAUCCUCCCGUACCGAGCCACCUUCAUCGCUGACAACGAGCUGUGGGUGGUGACCUCAUUCGUGGCCUAUGGUUCUGCCAAGGAUCUCAUCUGCUCGCACUUCAUGGACGGCAUGAGUGAGCUGGCCAUCGCCUACAUCCUGCAGGGGGCGCUCAAGGCCCUAGACUACGUCCACCACAUGGGCUACGUUCACAGGAGUGUCAAAGCCAGCCAUAUCCUGAUCUCCGCGGACGGGAAGGUCUACCUCUCCGGCUUACGCAGCAACCUCAGCAUGAUCAGCCACGGGCAGCGCCAGAAGGUGGUGCACGACUUUCCCAAGUACAGUAUCAAGGUCCUGCCCUGGCUCAGCCCAGAAGUCCUGCAGCAGAAUCUGCAGGGUUACGAUGCCAAGUCCGACAUCUACAGCGUGGGGAUCACAGCGUGCGAGCUGGCCAACGGCCACGUUCCCUUUAAGGACAUGCCCCCCACCCAGAUGCUGCUGGAGAAGCUGAAUGGCACGGUGCCCUGCCUGCUGGACACCAGCACCAUCCCCGCUGAGGAGCUGACCAUGAGCACCUCGCGCUCCGCCGCCAACUCGGCCCUCAGCGACAGCCUGGCCACCAGCACCCCCCGGACCUCCAACGGCGACUCGCCCUCCCACCCCUAUCACCGCACCUUCUCCCCCCACUUCCACCAUUUUGUGGAGCAGUGCCUUCAGCGCGACCCCGACGUGAGACCGAGUGCCAGCAGCCUCCUGAACCAUUCUUUCUUCAAGCAGAUCAAGCGGCGUGCCUCAGAGGCCCUGCCCGAGCUCCUCCGGCCCGUCACCCCCAUCACCAGCUUCGAGGGCAGCCGGUGCCAGGACCACGGCAGCAUCUUCGGCCUGGUAGCAAACCUGGAGGACCUGGAGCUGGGCGACUGGGAGUUCUGAGCCUCGGAGGUCCCAGUACCUGUCCGGCCCGGCCGGGACUCCUGGGGGCUGUGCCCCCCCCCCC